AUGAAUCAAGCUUUAAAUGUUAGUAAAUCUGUUUUAGAGGCUCUUUCUAAACACUCAAUUAUCCCUGAUGUGUUUCCCAAUACAAAUAGUUCUUUACUACCAAAAACUUUGUUAAGUGUAGAAUAUCCUGGUGGAUUGACCGUUGCUAUGGGUAAUAUUUUACCAAUUGACAAGACUCAAAGUGCUCCAAAAUUUCAGCUUUUAUCCCUUUCCAACAAUGAUUCUACCGUUAUUGACACUAGCUCUAAAUACACUUUGGUUUUAACUGAUCCAGAUGCCCCUUCCAGAACAGAAAAAAAAUGGAGUGAGUACUGUCAUUGGAUUGUCACAGAUUUAAUUGCUGAGCACGGCGGUGCUGGUGGUAAUGAUUUAGUUACCAUCAACAGUAAUGACAAAAAUGCUAAGACUAUUAUUGAUUAUUUAGGACCUGCUCCACCAAGGGGGACUGGGUCUCACAGAUAUAUUUUCUGUUUGUUCAAAGGAGUUCCUACUAAAUACAACCCAAGUAGUGAUAACAAAAGAGCUAAUUGGGGUUAUGGAACUCCAGCUACAGGGGUUGAAAAGUGGUCUAAGGAUAAUGGAUUGGAAUUGGUUGGUGUCAAUUUUUUCUUUGCAGAAAAUAAAUAG
Messenger RNA from Saccharomycodes ludwigii, 627 nucleotides. Its product is annotated as YbhB/YbcL family Raf kinase inhibitor-like protein. Lineage: Eukaryota; Fungi; Ascomycota; Saccharomycetes; Saccharomycodales; Saccharomycodaceae. The record is from RefSeq and is a predicted model, not a curated record. Gene Ontology annotation, biological process: regulation of proteolysis; regulation of Ras protein signal transduction. Bases 1 to 627 code for a protein of 208 amino acids. Gene Ontology annotation, molecular function: phospholipid binding; peptidase inhibitor activity. The transcript has a single exon.